Rubroshorea leprosula is the source of this 839-nucleotide messenger RNA. NCBI's taxonomy places the organism in Eukaryota, Viridiplantae, Streptophyta, Magnoliopsida, Malvales, Dipterocarpaceae. The record is from the annotation of a GenBank genome assembly.
CCAUCUCAACUUCAUUUUACUAUUGUGUUGAAUGCAAUUACAUCCUUCACAAGCGAUUGGGUUAAGCUACGAAAAAGAUGCAGUUGUGUCGCUUUGCUGCAUUUCAUGUUUUGUAAUCCCCGACAGCCUUACCACUAAAGGACAUAGGCACUGGGUCUUCUUUGAUCACAGAUUUACUUUCAAAUGCAAUAUUUGUGAUGAUGGUCAUCAGAAAAAAGGGGCCUUUGUAUGCAGACUCAAGGAAUGUGAUCAUUUCACCUUGGAUUAUACACGUCUUACGCUGCCAAAUACAGCCUGGUGCAAGAAUGAUGAACAUCCUUUGGUACUCACUUACCGCGAUGAUAUUCAUCCUCAUUUGGAUCAAUGUGUCUGUGAUAUAUGUGAAGAAUCAAGAGAUCCAAAUGAGAGGUUUUAUUAUUGUGGAAUCUGUGAUUAUGCUGCUCAUUUCUUAUGUGUUCUUAGCAAGUACCCAUUCAUGAAGCUCGGAUUGACUUACGAGUAUGAAUUUCAUGAGCACCCUCUCACUCUUGGGAAGAAGGAUUAUUACCAUGAUUAUCUUAAAUGUAGUGUUUGUGACAAGUAUUGUAAAGAGGUAUUCCUCGAAUGUACACAACCAGGAUGCAAGUAUGUUAUUGACUGGGAAUGUAGAUUACGUAUUUGGCGCAGUAAGGGGAUAUAAGAAUGUUAGAAGAACACAUCUGCAGGUAACCAAAAUGUCCAUGAUUCAUGUUCUUCAUUUGUUUUUUAGUUUCUUUUUCUUUUGAGUUGCAUUGUACCACAAAUUGAAAAUGUUGUUUGUUGAAUACGAGUUUGUGAUACAAUAACCAAGCAUUGAUUGC